CUUAUCAUUAACAAAAAUCCCGUGACUGAGCGUGCAUUGUUACUCAUUUUUAACUCAAAUUCAACCUUUUUUCCGGCUCACAUAUUUACAACCUCUGGACUUUAGACUCGUCUGUCACAUCGCAGCCACUACGGAAGAGGAGAGACGGCUUUAAUCAUUUUAGUCUGAAAAUGAAAUCGCGAUUUUUAUGUGUACUGACUUUUGCACUUUUUGGUGCUUAUUUUAUCCCAAAUCAUGUCCAAGGGGCCAAGAUUUUAUUUUACUUUGCCGUCGCCGGUCCGUCGCAUCGGAUCAGUGCUUGGCCAAUUAUUGAAAAGUUGGCUCAAAAUCAUCAAGUAACGUUUGUAUCGCCGUAUCCAUCCAAGAACAAAAACCCGAGCCAACCCAACAUAACGGACUAUGUUCCUGAAAAUUUGGCGAAGGAUUUGGGCGUCCUUGAUCUGGACUUUAUCGGACUCCGGCUUCGUGAAGGCGUCACGGCCAUCGACGACUUAUGGAAUGUGUACUACAAAUUGGGCCUCAGCGCUUGUGAGGCAUUAAUGCGCAAGCAAGAAUUUCUGACCUGGGUGGAAAAAUCCUCCUUCGACUUGAUCGUAAUCAACGCCAUGUUCAACGAAUGUGCUUACGGCCUGGUGCAUAAGUACAAGGCGAAGCAUAUCCUCUACUCCCCCGUGUCGCACAUGAUGUGGUACAAGGACGCGUUCGCCUACCCGGACGAGAACCUCCCCGAACUGCAGUUCCACUUUCCCCUCAACAUGACUUUCCUCCAAAGCGUCAAGAACGAGAUGGCCUCCCUCUUCUGGCAAAUGAGACGGCACAGAGAAAUCUUUCCCAAAGUGAGGGACAUGGUGAGAACAGGGCUCGACCUUCCGGACCUCCCCAGCCUGGACACAAUUGAGCAGAACACGAGCCUCAUUUUUGCCUACACACAUCCCAGUGAGGAAUAUCCCAGAUCACUGCCCCCCAAUUUCGUCGACAUUGGAGGAAUUCACUGCACCGACGAAAGAAAACCCCUCCCACGAGAUUUGGAAGAGUUUAUAAAUUCAUCUGGAGAAGAUGGUUUUGUUCUCUUGAGUUUCGGAACGUACGCCGCCAUCUCAAGUUUGCCUCAAAAUUUACAAGACAUGUUUUUCGGAGCAAUGUCCAAAGUUCCCAGUGUUAAAUUCAUCGUGAAAUUUAACGGGGAAGCUCCGAAAGGUUUGCCAAGUAAUGUGAAAACCGUGCAGUGGAUCCCACAGCAGGAUGUGAUUGCACACCCGAAAAUCAGAGCUUUUAUCGGUCACGGAGGACUUUUGGGGACACAUGAAGCCAUUUUCCACGCCGUGCCCAUGAUCAUUCUGCCAUUGUUUGCCGAGCAGGACUUUCAAGCUUCACGAGCUCAUUUUCGAGAGACAGCAAUAGCUCUGGAAAUUUCAGAAUUGACGGAGGACAUUCUUUUGCACGCCAUUUUAGAAAUUCUCAAUAAUAAAAAGUACAAAGAGAACACGAUGAGGCUGUCCAAGUUCUUCAGAGACCGUCCUUCUCCUCCCUUGGACGUGGCCGUGUGGUGGAUCGAGUACGUCCUUCGCCACGACGACUGCGCACACUUGAGGCCCGUCGGACUCCAAAAAACGUGGUAUGAACGAAGGAUGCUGCACAUUUGGGGGUUUAUCUUUGGCUGUGUGACCCUGGCUGGACUCAUCGUCCUCCUUGUCAUGUCCCUCAUUUUUAAAACUCUGAGAAAACUGCUCUUUGGCAGUGUGGGGAAAAUAAAAGCAGAUUAAUAACCGA
Folsomia candida is the source of this 1770-nucleotide messenger RNA. RefSeq names its product UDP-glucuronosyltransferase 1-7C. NCBI's taxonomy places the organism in Eukaryota, Metazoa, Arthropoda, Collembola, Entomobryomorpha, Isotomidae. The transcript is spliced from 4 exons. The record is from RefSeq and is a predicted model, not a curated record. Gene Ontology annotation, molecular function: UDP-glycosyltransferase activity. Bases 171 to 1763 code for a protein of 530 amino acids.